Messenger RNA from Porites evermanni, 1038 nucleotides. The record is from the annotation of a GenBank genome assembly. NCBI's taxonomy places the organism in Eukaryota, Metazoa, Cnidaria, Anthozoa, Scleractinia, Poritidae.
AUGUCGACCAGCAACUUGAGCAACGUCUCAUCAAGCGAAAAGGAUUUGGAUUGUGGAGCAUUAUAUGAGCCAUAUGUGUUUAAAAUAAGUUUGAUAGUUGUCUACAGUAUGGUCUUGUUGGUUGGCUUGACUGGAAACGCCCUUAUAAUCACCUUGGUGAACAAGCGGAAAGACUUAAGAAAGACUAUCAAUCAGCUUAUCGCCAACAUGGCAUUAUCUGACUUUGUCUUUCAGUUAACAUUCAUUCCAGUUGAGCUGGCAAAAGCAGCGUAUGGUCAAUGGCCGGUCGCUGAACCGGCCGGAUCAAUUGUCUGCAAGAUCCAGAGAUUUGUUAUUUAUGUCUCUAUCUAUGUUUCUGUACAAAGCCUAACUUGGAUUGCAUUGGACCGGUUUAUAGCGGUAGUCUUUCCAAUGAAAGUCCAUCUCAUUUCCUCCAGAUUUCGCGUUUUGGCCAUUGCUUCCUCGUGGAUCGUUGCCCUUUUGUGCGGCGCCGCAUCUUGUAUUUAUUCAGACGUCGUGCACAAAAAUGGUGCACUUGACUGCACAGAGGAAACAAAUCCAAUUUCUCAAUAUGUCGGAGCCGCCUGUUCCUUUGCUUCGUUGAUUUCCAUAACAAUUUUAUACUGUACUAUAGCGGUAACUCUACGAAGGAAAAAUAAAGCACUCCCCACUUCAGCUGUGAAUGGAAACAUUCAAAGAAAACGGCAAGCCAUAAAAAUGUCCAUUUGCGUCGUGGCAGCCUUUUAUUUAUGUUUUAUCCCUGUCAUUAUUAUUGUCUUGUUUUCAGAAAAAGUACUGGAAAGAUCAUGUUUGUUAUUCCGAGUACUAAGGUCAUUACCUGACCUGAUGAUCAACCUUUCAAGCACCGCAAAUCCAAUAAUCUGUUUCGUCUUUGUCGAAAACUACCGGCGUGGCCUGAGAGAAUUUUGUGGUUCGUUUCUUAUCAAAUGCUCGAAGAGAAGACAAAACAUUGACUAUGGUCCAAAAGGAGUAACUCUUCAGAGUAUAAGGGUCCUUCAAAACUCUAAUAGUAAUUAA